Molecule: messenger RNA, 1128 nt
Organism: Cyanistes caeruleus (blue tit)
Lineage: Eukaryota; Metazoa; Chordata; Aves; Passeriformes; Paridae
Source: RefSeq, a predicted model, not a curated record
GAUCAGUGCUGGGAGCAAUUCCCACUUUUCCAGCUUUUCCUUGGAUCCUUGAACCAAUUCCCGGCUCCUCCCUUGGAUCCUGGGACCAACUGUGGGAGAAAUUCCAGAAUUCCUGGUUUCUCCAUUGGAUCCUGGGAUCAGUGGUGGGAACAAUCCCAGCAUUCCCAGCUCUUCCAUUGGAUCCUUGGAUCAAUGGUGGGAGAAAUUCCCACUUUUCCAGCUUUUCCUUGGAUCCUUGAACUAAUUCCCGGCUUUUCCAUUGGAUCCCGGGAUCAAUUCUGGGAGCAAUUCCCACUUUUCCAGCUUUUCCUUGGAUCCUGGGAUCAGUGGUGGGAACAAUCCCAGCAUUCCCGGCUCUUCCAUUGGAUCCUGGGAUCAAUUCUGGGAGCAAUUCCCACUUUUCCAUCUCCUCCAUUGGAUCCCUGGAUCAAUUCUGGGAGCAAUUCCCGCAUUCCCGGCUUUUCCUUGGGAUCCUUGAGCCAAUUCCCGGCUCCUCCCUUGGAUUUCCCUCCCCUCUCCCGCUUGGAAUCCUCCCCAACCAUUCCCACCGGGAAUCCCCCUGGAUCCGAGCCCGGGAUCCAUCCCUACCCUCCCUUCCCGCAGGACAUCGGCCUUUCCCUACGGAAACUCAUCGGGAGCGUCGACGAGAUCCUUCCCGACCUCCCGCCCUCUUCCCGCACCGAGAUCGAGGGCACCCAGAAGCUGCUGAACAAGGACUUGGCCAACCUGAUCGGGAAGAUGCGGCUGGCGCAGCAGAAUUCCGGCACUUCCCUCCGCUCGGAAUUCCAGCGGCAGAUGCUGACGGCCUCCCACGCCCUGGCCGUGGACGCCAAGAACCUUCUGGAUUCCGUGGAUCAGGCCAAGCUCCGGGCCAAUCCCGGCUCGGAAUGACGGAGGGAAGGCGGGAAAAGACAGGCGGAGACGGAAGAAAAGCCGGGGCGGAUCCGGGAGGAUCCGGGAGGAUCCGCUGUCGUUUUUUUCCCCCUCUUCCCGCUUUUUUUUUUGUUGUUUCCCUGCUGCUCGCGUCUGUCGGUGUCGCCUUGCUCUUGGGGGGAGGCGUCCGUCUGUCCGUCCGGGUGUCCGUCCGGGGGGGUUUUCCCGGGAAAAGAAGGGGUUUUCCCGGGAAAA